AUGCCGAAGACUAGGUCGCAGAGGAACGCUGGCGGGUCCAAGGGGACCGAGCGUGGUGGCUCCCAAAACCCCUCUCGGGGUCCAACACCCGGAGAAGGAGGGGCAGGGCCCUCACGAAUCCCGCCUGAACAACUGGUUCAGACAGUGGCCGAAAACCUGCCCACCUUCGAGGCAAUCAUGAACUAUCUCAAAGAGCAGUCGGGAGGUCAUCAGGACAAGGAGCCCAAGGUUCAGGGAGCAGAUCCGUCAGAAUCCCGAACUGGGAGUCCCACCAAAACUGGGGCCAAGCGAGCACACCGGGAAGUCACGCGUGAGCAAGUCGAGGUCAUGGAGCCUUCUCACAAGAACUCCCGGACUGAACACCCGGAGCCCGUCCGGAGGCUCCCCAGGGAAGACCUCUCCCCCCGGAGAGAGAGACAGCAGGUGCGGGACGAAUUGGACCUACUUCUGGACCCAGAAGCGGACAGGUACAUUGCUUCCCCCUUUGUGCUCGAUAUCGAGGAGUUUCAACUGCCCGCGAAAUUCAAAAUUCCGAACAUGAAGCCUUACGACGCAACUACGGAUCCGGAAGACCACCUGUUUGUGUUCAUGACGCAGAUGCGUUUACAAACAGCCGCGGAUGCGGUCAGGUGCAAGACCUUCCCAAUGUUCCUAGAAGGAAGGGCUCGGCAGUGGUUCCAGGGGCUUCCCCCUAGAUCGAUCAGUUCUUUCACUCAGCUCGCACGGCAGUUCUCAGCACAGUUCGUUUCUUCACGAGCUUAUUCUAAAAGCACCGCGCACCUCAUGACUAUCCAACAGAAGGCCGAGGAGUCCUUGCGCGAGUACAUGGUGCGCUUCAAUAAUGAGUCCCUUCAGGUUCGAGAUCGCGACGACAAGGUGGUCAUGGCCGCCUUCAUCAACGGGCUGCGCAAGCAAAAGCUGUACACCGAGCUGGUGGAGAGACCUCCCAAGACAGUUCGGGAGAUGUUAGAUCGAGCCCAUGAGAAGGCCAACGCGGAGGAAGCCAAUCGCCUUAAGAGUGCACAAGAAAAAUUGAGGGAUGACAAGCGCAGGAAGGGCGCCGACCAAGUGAGGGCACGGCCUGACCAGGGAAGGAGGGGUGCUUAUGACCGCCUCCCCAGGAGUCGCCCGAUGGGAGGGGACAAGUCCUGGACUGGCCUCACGGCACCCAGAGCUCGAGUGCUCGCAGUAAUGGAGCAGGAGGGGCUAUCCCGACCUCCUCGACCUUUGGUUGGGGACAAAAGUAGACGGGAUCAAGGUCUGUAUUGCGCUUAUCAUCGGGAUGUGGGGCACGAUACGGAGGACUGUCGUCACCUCAAGAAAGACAUUGAAAAGCUCAUCAAACGAGGUCAUCUGGGGCAGUUUGUACGAGAGGAACGAGCUGACCAGCAACGGGGAAGGCCCAGGUCGGAACGCCCGAGCUACCCGCGGGACCGGCCUCAGGGGCCCCGCGGCCGAACUCCCGAGCAGGAAAUACAGAGCCUGGCGGGGGUGAUUAACACCAUCGCCGGAGGACCUGCGGGUGGAGAUAGUCAUGCAGCUCGGCGGCAUAACCGUCCCCCUCCCACGGGGGAGAGCUCGGCCAAGCGUUUGAAGAUGUAUGAGGAAAUAAUCUAUGGACCUGAAGACGCAGUCCCUUUGGCCUCUAAUAACCAUGAAGCCAUUGUGAUAGAAGUCAUCACCUGUAACUUCAAGGUGAGGAAGGUGUAUAUAGACAACGGAAGCGCCAUAGACGUGCUGUAUUAUAAGACCUUCAAGGAGCUACAGCUGGAGGAUAGACAGCUCGUACCGGUCCGAACUCCGUUGAUCGGCUUUGUUGGUCCUCCGGUGAGGCCGGAAGGGAUGAUCACUCUCCAGGUCACGGUGGGGGUGUCCCCGAAGUGCCGAACGAUUCCGGUAAACUUUGCGGUGGUUAAGGAGCCGUCCUCCUACAACAUGAUCCUGGGACGUCCCACGUUGAAUGCCCUCCGAGCUGUUUGCUCCACCUUGCACCUCAGUAUGAAAUUCCCUACUUCUGAUGGGCUGGCUGAGGUGCUGGGAGAUCCAGAGGUGGCAAGGGCGUGUUACAUUGCCACCCUUAAGAGCAAAGAAAAAUUGGUAGCUCAGACGAUUUGUCUGGAAUCCUGGGAACCCCUGGAGAGGGGGGAAAGAUUGGAGACAGAUGAGGGAUUGGUCGAGCUACCCGUCCAGCCCGACCGACCCGAGCACACAGUGAAGGUCGGCGCCGGCCUGGGUGAGCAGAUCCGAAGUUCUUUGGAAUCUCUCUUGGAAGAGUAUGCUGAGAUUUUUGCUUGGAGCGCUGAUGAUAUGCCCGGAAUACCCACCGAGCUGGCAGUCCACAGACUACAUGUAGAUCCCAACGUCCGACCAGUGAAGCAGAAGAAGAGGAAUUUCGCUCCUGAGCGAAAGGAGGUCGUUAAGAGCGAGGUGGGUAAGUUACUGGAGGCUAAGAUCGUUAAGGAAGUCUAUUAUCCUACCAGGCUAGCCAACCCGGUGCUGGUCAAGAAGGAGGAGAAAGCCUGGAGAAUGUGUGUGGAUUUCACUGACCUGAAUAAGGCUUGCCCGAAAGACUGUUACCCACUCCCACGGAUUGAUCAGCUCGUGGACUCGACAACGGGCUACGAGAUCUUCUGUUUUUUGGACGCCUUCAAGGGGUACCAUCAGAUAGCUUUGGAUGAGGGGGAUCAGGAGAAGACCUCGUUCAUCACUGAGGACGGGACCUACUGUUACGUUACCAUGCCAUUCGGACUGAAGAAUGCAGGCGCAACCUACCAGAGGUUGGUGAACAAGCUGUUCAGAAAUCAGAUCGGCCGGAACCUAGAGGUUUAUGUGGAUGAUAUGUUAGUGAAAAGCCGAACCCAGGAGCAGUUCGUCUCCGACCUGAGGGAGAUCUUCGAGGUCCUUCGGAGCUCGCGAAUGCGGCUAAACCCCAAGAAGUGUACUUUCGGGGUCAGGUCGGGCAAAUUCCUGGGCUACAUGAUCUCUAAAGAGGGGGUCAGAGCUAACCCAGACAAAAUCAAGGCUAUCACGGACAUGGCUCCUCCCCGAAAUAUAAAGGAGGUACAACGAUUGACAGGGAGGAUGGCAGCCUUGAACAGGUUCCUAUCCAAAUCGUCAGUUCGGGGAGCGCCCUUCUUCAAGGUCCUGAAAGCUAAUCGGCAGUUCGAAUGGAGCCUGGAGUGCCAAAGGGCAUUCGAUGAGCUGAAAGCCCACCUCGCACGGUUGCCGGCCCUGACCUCUCCAGAGUUGGGGGAGACCCUGUUCAUCUACUUAGCUGCGGGAGAGGGGGCCAUUAGUGCAGUAUUGGUGCGAGAGGAAGAAAGAACGCAGAAGCCGGUGUAUUACGUUAGCCGCGCCCUGCAGGGGGCCGAGGCAAGGUACUCGGCGGUAGAACGCUAUGUUCUGGCAUUGGUACAUGCAGCUCGGAAGCUUAGGACGUACUUCCAAGCUCAUCCUGUAGUGGUCAUAACGGACCAGCCCUUGAAGCAGAUCCUUUCCAAACCCGAGUCCUCGGGACGGAUGGUAAAGUGGGCUGUGGAGCUGUCGGAGUAUGACUUGGGCUACCAGCCCCGGACCUCCAUCAAAGCCCAAGCAUUGGCAGACUUCAUAGCAGAUGGUGUAUCCUUUGGAUCGCCUGAAGCGGAGGUCAAGCAGGCCAGUGACAUGCAGGCUAUGAGGAACAGGGGAGUUGGUAAGGAGGUACCUGCCGGGCAAGCAGCUAAGGCUUUACCGACUCACGAGGCUACCAAGGCCGUCCAGGCCCAAGAAGCAGCAGAGGUUUUACAGGCCGAAGAUGCUGCCGAGGUCACCCAGGUCACACAGGUAGCGGAGGGAGGACCGUCCGGAGAAGCAGCUGAGGCCCGGCAGGCCGAAGAAGCUGCCGAGGACAGACCGUCCAGAGGAGCGGAUGAGACUCAGCAGGUCAAAAAAGCCGUCAAGGAUAGGCAGGCCGGAAAAGCAGUGGAGGCCGAGCAGACCCAGGGAACUGCCAAGGCCGGAGAGGCCGAGGAGGCAGCUAAGGUCGGACAGGCCGCCGAUGCUGACGAGGCCGGGCAUCUUGGAAAAGCAGACAAGGCUAAACUGGCAGGGGAUACUAUCCAGGCUAGGAAGGACGCAGAGGCGGUGGAACGAGCAGGUCCCACCUGGACAUUGUACGUGGAUGGUGCGUCGAGCAAAGAGGGGUGCGGAGCAGGUCUCCUCCUUAUUAGCCCUAUGGGGGAAGAACUGCCCUAUGCACUAAGAUUCGACUUCAGAGCCUCUAAUAAUGAAUCAGAGUACGAGGCUUUGAUUGCAGGGAUGGAGAUAGCCCGGAAGUUAGGGGCCAGGUCGAUAAAAAUCUAUAGUGACUCACAGCUGAUAGUGAACCAGGUGUGGGGAAGCUACGAAGUCAAAGAGGGGACGCUUAGAAGGUACGUAGCGAAGGCACACGAAUUGAAGGGUUUGUUCGAGCAGUUUGCGCUUGAGCAGAUACCGCGGAGCCAAAAUAGGAGAGCUGACGCCUUAUCCAAACUGGCCUCCACCUCGGCAGGAGGCAUAGGUCGGGAAAUACUGGUGGAGAUGGUUAAAAGCCGAGCAUAUGACCAAGUCAGCACGGCGGUCAUUCAGGUCACCUAG
Molecule: messenger RNA, 4614 nt
Organism: Coffea eugenioides
Lineage: Eukaryota; Viridiplantae; Streptophyta; Magnoliopsida; Gentianales; Rubiaceae
Exons: 2
Coding region: 1-4614 (1537 amino acids)
Molecular function (GO): RNA-DNA hybrid ribonuclease activity; nucleic acid binding
Source: RefSeq, a predicted model, not a curated record